GCGGCGGUGGGCGGCGGCCGCUCCUCAGCUGGGGCGCGGGCCCGGUUGCUGGACGCCGGAUGCCAGGUCCUUGGCUGAGGAAACUCAUGGACCUGUUACUUUUCUUCUGAGAAAGAAACCAGCUCUCAAAACAAAAUGGCGUUUGUUGCAACACAAGGGGCUACAGUGGUUGACCAAACCACUCUGAUGAAAAAAUACCUUCAGUUUGUGGCAGCUCUCACUGAUGUGAAUACACCUGAUGAAACAAAGUUAAAAAUGAUGCAAGAAGUUAGUGAAAAUUUUGAGAAUGUAACAUCAUCUCCUCAAUAUUCAACAUUCCUGGAACACAUCAUCCCUCGAUUUCUUACAUUUCUCCAAGAUGGCGAAGUCCAAUUUCUUCAGGAGAAACCGGCCCAGCAACUUCGGAAGCUAGUGCUUGAAAUAAUUCAUAGAAUACCAACCAACGAGCAUCUUCGUCCUCACACAAAAAAUGUUUUGUCUGUCAUGUUUCGCUUUUUAGAGACGGAAAAUGAAGAAAAUGUUCUUAUUUGCCUAAGAAUAAUUAUUGAACUACACAAACAGUUCAGACCACCGAUCACACAAGAAAUUCAUCAUUUUUUGGAUUUUGUGAAACAGAUUUACAAGGAGCUGCCAAAAGUAGUGAACCGCUACUUUGAGAACCCUCAGGUGAUCCCUGAGAACACUGUGCCACCCCCAGAAAUGGUUGGUAUGAUAACAACUAUUGCUGUCAAAGUCAACCCUGAGCGGGAGGACAGUGAGACACGGACGCACUCCAUCAUUCCAAGAGGAUCGCUUUCUCUCAAAGUAUUGGCAGAAUUGCCCAUUAUUGUUGUUUUAAUGUAUCAGCUCUACAAGCUGAACAUCCACAACGUUGUUGCUGAAUUUGUGCCCUUGAUCAUGAAUACCAUUGCCAUUCAGGUUUCUGCACAAGCCAGGCAACAUAAGCUUUACAACAAGGAGUUGUAUGCUGACUUCAUUGCUGCUCAAAUUAAAACAUUGUCAUUUUUGGCGUAUAUCAUCAGAAUUUACCAGGAGCUGGUAACCAAGUACUCGCAGCAGAUGGUAAAAGGAAUGUUACAGUUACUUUCAAAUUGUCCAGCAGAGACUGCGCACCUCAGAAAGGAACUUCUGAUUGCUGCAAAACACAUCCUUACCACAGAACUAAGAAACCAGUUUAUUCCUUGCAUGGACAAACUGUUCGAUGAAUCCAUACUUAUUGGCUCAGGAUAUACUGCUCGAGAGACUCUACGUCCACUUGCCUACAGCACACUGGCUGACCUCGUACACCAUGUUCGCCAGCACCUGCCCCUCAGUGACCUCUCACUCGCUGUCCAACUCUUUGCCAAGAACAUUGAUGACGAGUCCCUGCCCAGUAGCAUCCAGACCAUGUCCUGCAAGCUCCUGCUGAACCUGGUAGACUGCAUCCGCUCCAAGAGUGAGCAGGAGAGCGGCAAUGGGAGGGACGUCCUCAUGCGGAUGCUGGAGGUUUUUGUUCUCAAGUUCCACACCAUUGCUCGGUACCAACUCUCUGCCAUUUUUAAGAAGUGCAAGCCUCAAUCUGAACUCGGAGCCGUGGAGGCAGCUCUGCCUGGGGUGCCCACUGCCCCUGCUGCCCCUGGCCCUGCACCCUCCCCAGCCCCUGUUCCCACUCCUGCCCCUCCUCCCCCACCUCCCCCAACCCCUGCCACCCCUGUAACCCCAGCCCCUGUGCCUCCCUUUGAGAAGCAAGGAGAAAAAGACAAGGAAGACAAGCAGACAUUCCAGGUCACAGACUGCCGAAGUUUGGUGAAAACCUUGGUCUGCGGCGUCAAGACGAUCACGUGGGGCAUCACAUCGUGUAAAGCACCUGGUGAAGCUCAGUUCAUUCCCAACAAGCAGUUACAACCUAAAGAAACUCAGAUCUACAUAAAACUUGUGAAGUACGCCAUGCAGGCCUUAGAUAUUUACCAGGUGCAGAUAGCAGGAAAUGGACAAACAUACAUUCGAGUAGCAAAUUGCCAAACUGUUAGAAUGAAAGAAGAGAAGGAGGUAUUGGAACACUUCGCUGGUGUCUUUACCAUGAUGAAUCCCUUAACAUUUAAAGAGAUCUUUCAAACUACAGUUCCUUAUAUGGUGGAAAGAAUCUCGAAAAAUUACGCUCUUCAGAUUGUUGCCAAUUCUUUCCUGGCAAACCCUACUACCUCUGCCCUGUUUGCCACUAUCCUGGUGGAGUACCUCCUGGACCGCCUGCCGGAGAUGGGCUCCAAUGUGGAGCUUUCCAACCUGUACCUCAAGCUCUUUAAAUUGGUCUUUGGCUCAGUCUCCCUUUUUGCAGCUGAGAAUGAGCAAAUGCUGAAGCCUCACCUGCACAAGAUUGUGAACAGUUCCAUGGAGCUUGCACAGACAGCCAAGGAGCCCUACAACUACUUUCUGUUACUCCGUGCACUCUUCCGUUCUAUUGGUGGAGGAAGUCACGAUCUCCUGUAUCAGGAAUUUCUACCUCUCCUCCCGAACCUCCUCCAAGGACUGAACAUGUUGCAGAGUGGCCUGCAUAAGCAGCACAUGAAGGACCUCUUUGUAGAACUGUGUCUCACCGUGCCUGUGCGACUGAGCUCUCUCUUACCUUACCUGCCCAUGUUGAUGGAUCCUUUGGUGUCUGCACUCAAUGGGUCUCAGACUUUGGUUAGCCAAGGCCUGAGGACUCUGGAAUUGUGUGUGGACAACUUGCAGCCUGAUUUCCUGUAUGACCACAUUCAGCCUGUGCGUGCAGAGCUCAUGCAGGCUUUAUGGCGUACGUUACGCAAUCCUGCCGAUAGCAUCUCCCAUGUGGCCUACCGGGUGCUUGGUAAGUUUGGUGGCAGCAACAGGAAGAUGUUAAAAGAAUCCCAGAAGCUACACUACGUUGUAACCGAAGUUCAAGGCCCCAGCAUUACAGUGGAGUUCUCUGAUUGCAAAGCCUCUCUUCAGCUCCCCAUGGAGAAGGCCAUUGAAACUGCCCUGGACUGCCUGAAAAGUGCCAACACAGAGCCCUACUAUCGCAGGCAGGCCUGGGAGGUGAUCAAGUGCUUCCUGGUGGCUAUGAUGAGCUUGGAAGACAACAAGCAUGCACUCUAUCAGCUGCUUGCACAUCCCAACUUUACUGAAAAGGCCAUACCGAAUGUCAUCAUAUCACAUCGCUACAAAGCACAAGACACUCCAGCACGGAAGACCUUUGAGCAGGCUCUCACAGGGGCGUUUAUGUCUGCUGUUAUCAAGGACCUACGGCCCAGUGCCCUGCCUUUUGUAGCUAGCUUGAUACGACACUACACCAUGGUGGCAGUGGCCCAGCAGUGUGGUCCUUUCCUGCUGCCUUGCUACCAGGUGGGCAGUCAGCCCAGCACCGCCAUGUUUCACAGCGAAGAGAACGGGUCAAAAGGAAUGGAUCCUUUGGUUCUUAUUGAUGCUAUAGCUAUCUGUAUGGCCUACGAAGAGAAGGAACUUUGCAAAAUAGGAGAGGUAGCCUUAGCUGUGAUAUUCGACGUUGCAAGCAUCAUCCUGGGCUCAAAGGAGAGGGCGUGCCAGCUACCCCUCUUUUCCUACAUUGUUGAGCGCUUGUGUGCAUGUUGCUACGAGCAGGCAUGGUAUGCAAAGCUUGGAGGUGUGGUGUCCAUUAAGUUUCUCAUGGAGCGACUUCCUCUCACAUGGGUUCUCCAGAACCAGCAGACGUUCCUCAAAGCACUCCUGUUUGUCAUGAUGGACUUAACCGGAGAGGUUUCCAAUGGGGCAGUUGCCAUGGCAAAGACCACCCUGGAACAGCUCCUCAUGAGGUGUGCAACUCCUUUGAAAGAUGAGGAGAGAGCCGAAGAGAUUGUAGCAGCUCAGGAGAAAUCUUUUCACCAUGUGACCCACGACUUGGUUCGAGAGGUCACCUCCCCAAACUCUACUGUGAGAAAACAGGCUAUGCAUUCCCUUCAAGUACUGGCCCAGGUCACGGGGAAAAGUGUGACUGUGAUAAUGGAACCCCACAAAGAGGUCCUCCAGGAUAUGGUUCCACCUAAGAAGCACCUGCUGCGACACCAGCCUGCCAAUGCACAGAUUGGCCUGAUGGAAGGGAACACAUUCUGUACCACACUGCAGCCCCGGCUCUUCACAAUGGAUCUCAAUGUGGUGGAGCAUAAGGUGUUCUACACAGAGCUCCUGAAUUUGUGUGAGGCUGAGGAUUCAGCUUUGACCAAGCUGCCAUGUUACAAGAGCCUUCCAUCACUUGUUCCUUUACGGAUUGCAGCAUUAAAUGCGCUUGCUGCCUGCAAUUACCUUCCUCAGUCCAGGGAGAAAAUCAUCGCCGCACUCUUCAAAGCUCUUAAUUCUACCAACAGUGAACUCCAAGAGGCGGGAGAAGCUUGUAUGAGAAAGUUUUUAGAAGGUGCUACCAUCGAAGUGGACCAGAUUCAUACACAUAUGCGCCCCUUGCUGAUGAUGCUGGGAGAUUACCGAAGUUUGACAUUGAAUGUUGUAAAUCGGCUGACAUCAGUUACUAGGCUUUUCCCAAAUUCCUUCAAUGAUAAAUUUUGCGAUCAGAUGAUGCAACAUCUGCGCAAGUGGAUGGAAGUUGUGGUCAUCACCCACAAAGGGGGCCAGAGGAGCGACGGCAACGAAAUGAAGAUUUGUUCAGCAAUUAUAAACCUUUUUCAUCUGAUCCCAGCUGCACCUCAAACUCUAGUCAAGCCUUUGUUAGAGGUUGUAAUGAAAACAGAACGGGCCAUGUUGAUUGAGGCGGGAAGUCCAUUCAGAGAGCCUCUGAUCAAGUUCCUGACACGGCACCCCUCGCAGACAGUGGAGCUGUUCAUGAUGGAAGCAACCCUCAAUGAUCCCCAGUGGAGCCGAAUGUUCAUGAGUUUUUUAAAACACAAAGAUGCCAGGCCUCUGCGAGACGUACUGGCAGCUAACCCCAACAGGUUCAUCACUCUAUUACUGCCGGGUGGUGCCCAGGCUGCUGUGCGCCCUGGCUCACCCAGCACCAGUACCCUGCGCCUGGACCUCCAGUUCCAGGCUAUCAAGAUCAUCAGUAUUAUCGUGAAAAACGAUGACUCCUGGCUGGCCAAUCAGCAUUCUCUGGUGAGCCAGCUGAGAAGAGUGUGGGUUAGCGAGACCUUUCAAGAAAGACACCGCAAAGAGAACAUGGCUGCCACCAACUGGAAGGAGCCCAAAUUGCUGGCCUUCUGUCUGCUGAACUACUGCAAAAGGAAUUAUGGAGAUAUAGAAUUGCUGUUUCAGCUGCUUCGAGCCUUCACUGGUCGUUUUCUCUGCAAUAUGACAUUCCUGAAAGAGUAUAUGGAAGAAGAGAUUCCUAAAAAUUAUAGCAUUGCUCAAAAACGGGCCCUGUUUUUUCGUUUUGUGGACUUCAAUGACCCCAACUUUGGAGAUGAAUUAAAGGCAAAGGUUCUGCAGCAUAUCUUGAAUCCUGCUUUCUUAUACAGCUUUGAGAAGGGAGAAGGAGAGCAGCUCUUAGGACCUCCCAAUCCUGAGGGUGACAACCCAGAGAGCAUCACUAGUGUAUUUAUAAGCAAGGUCCUGGACCCAGAGAAGCAAGCAGACAUGCUGGAUUCUCUACGCAUCUACCUUCUGCAGUAUGCCACCUUGCUGGUGGAGCACGCCCCCCACCACAUCCACGACAACAACAAGAACCGCAAUAGCAAGCUGCGCCGCCUCAUGACCUUCGCUUGGCCCUGCCUGCUCUCCAAAGCCUGUGUGGAUCCCGCGUGCAAAUACAGCGGGCACUUACUUCUGGCUCACAUUAUUGCCAAAUUUGCAAUACAUAAGAAAAUAGUCCUCCAGGUUUUCCACAGUCUUCUCAAGGCUCAUGCAAUGGAAGCCCGAGCAAUCGUCAGACAAGCAAUGGCUAUCUUGACUCCAGCAGUGCCUGCUCGUAUGGAGGAUGGGCACCAGAUGCUGACUCACUGGACCAGGAAGAUCAUCGUCGAGGAGGGGCACACAGUUCCACAGCUGGUGCAUAUUUUGCAUCUGAUAGUACAGCAUUUUAAGGUGUACUACCCAGUGCGACAUCACUUGGUCCAGCACAUGGUGAGUGCCAUGCAGAGACUGGGCUUCACGCCCAGUGUCACCAUUGAGCAGAGGAGGCUGGCUGUGGACUUGUCUGAAGUCGUCAUCAAGUGGGAAUUGCAGAGGAUCAAGGAUCAGCAGCCGGAUUCAGAUAUGGACCCAAAUUCCAGUGGAGAAGGCGUCAACUCUGUCUCGUCCUCCAUUAAGAGAGGCCUGUCCGUGGACUCUGCCCAGGAAGUGAAGCGCUUCCGGACGGCCACCGGUGCCAUCAGUGCAGUGUUCGGGAGGAGCCAGUCGCUGCCUGGGGCAGACUCUCUUCUUUCUAAGCCCAUUGAUAAGCAGCACACUGACACCGUGGUGAACUUCCUCAUCCGAGUGGCUUGUCAGGUCAACGACAACACGAAUACUGCAGGCUCUCCUGGGGAGGUGCUCUCUCGCCGCUGUGUCACGCUCCUGAAGACUGCCUUACGACCGGAUAUGUGGUCCAAGUCAGAGCUGAAACUACAGUGGUUUGACAAGCUGCUGAUGACUGUGGAGCAACCAAAUCAAGUGAACUAUGGGAAUAUCUGCACCGGAUUGGAAGUGCUGAGUUUCUUGCUGAGUGUUCUGCAAUCCCAGGCCAUCCUCAGCAGUUUCAAGCCCCUGCAGCGGGGCAUCGCUGCCUGUAUGACGUGCGGGAACACCAAAGUACUCAGAGCCGUCCACAGCCUCCUCUCUCGCCUGAUGAGCAUUUUCCCAACAGAACCAAGUACUUCCAGCGUUGCCUCUAAGUACGAAGAGUUGGAGUGUCUCUAUGCCGCUGUGGGGAAGGUCAUCUAUGAAGGACUCACCAACUAUGAGAAGGCGACCAGCGCAAAUCCCUCCCAGCUCUUUGGGACCCUGAUGAUCCUCAAGUCAGCCUGCAGCAACAAUCCGAGCUACAUCGACAGGCUCAUCUCUGUCUUCAUGCGCUCCCUGCAGAAGAUGGUCCGGGAGCACUUAAACCCACAGGCCGCAUCCGGAAGCACUGAGGCAGCUGCAGCAGGAACAAGCGAGCUGGUGAUGCUGAGCCUGGAGCUGGUAAAGACGAGGCUGGCUGUGAUGAGCAUGGAGAUGCGCAAGAACUUUAUCCAAGCCAUUCUGACGUCCCUCAUUGAGAAGUCCCCAGAUGCCAAGAUCCUCCGGGCUGUGGUGAAAAUUGUGGAGGAGUGGGUUAAGAACAAUUCUCCAAUGGCAGCCAACCAGACGCCUACACUCCGGGAGAAGUCCAUUUUGCUGGUGAAAAUGAUGACCUACAUAGAAAAACGCUUCCCAGAAGACCUCGAAUUAAACGCCCAGUUUUUAGACCUUGUUAACUAUGUCUACAGAGAUGAGGCCCUGUCUGGGAGUGAGCUGACCGCGAAGCUGGAGCCUGCUUUCCUCUCAGGGUUGCGUUGUGCCCAACCACUCAUCAGGGCAAAGUUUUUUGAGGUCUUUGACAACUCAAUGAAACACCGGGUCUACGAGCGCCUGCUAUAUGUGACCUGUUCCCAGAAUUGGGAGGCCAUGGGGAACCACUUCUGGAUCAAGCAGUGCAUUGAGCUCCUCUUGGCUGUGUGUGAGAAGAGUACGCCAAUUGGAACCAGCUGCCAGGGGGCUAUGCUUCCAUCCAUAACCAAUGUCAUCAACCUAGCUGACAGCCAUGACCGAGCUGCCUUUGCCAUGGUCACGCACGUCAAGCAGGAGCCUCGGGAGCGAGAGAACAGUGAAUCCAAAGAGGAGGAUGUCGAGAUAGAUAUUGAACUAGCGCCUGGAGAUCAGACUAGCACACCCAAAACCAAAGAACUUUCUGAAAAGGACAUUGGGAACCAGCUGCACAUGUUAACCAACCGCCAUGACAAGUUCCUCGAUACUCUUCGGGAAGUGAAGACGGGAGCCCUGCUUGGUGCCUUUGUUCAGCUGUGCCACAUUUCCACGACGCUGGCGGAGAAGACCUGGGUCCAGCUUUUCCCCAGACUCUGGAAGAUCCUCUCGGACAGACAGCAGCAUGCCCUGGCGGGGGAGAUCAGUCCAUUCUUGUGUAGUGGUAGUCACCAGGUACAGCGGGACUGUCAGCCCAGCGCAUUGAACUGCUUUGUGGAAGCCAUGUCCCAGUGUGUCCCUCCCAUCCCCAUCCGGCCCUGUGUUCUGAAGUAUCUGGGGAAGACACACAACCUCUGGUUCCGCUCUACAUUGAUGCUGGAGCACCAGGCUUUCGAAAAAGGACUGAGUCUGCAGAUUAAGCCAAAGCAAACGACAGAGUUUUAUGAGCAGGAGAGCAUAACACCACCGCAGCAGGAGAUCCUGGAUUCCCUUGCUGAGCUUUACUCCCUGCUGCAAGAGGAGGACAUGUGGGCUGGUUUGUGGCAGAAGCGGUGCAAAUACUCAGAGACGGCAACUGCGAUCGCCUAUGAGCAGCAUGGCUUCUUUGAGCAGGCUCAGGAAUCCUAUGAAAAAGCAAUGGACAAAGCCAAAAAGGAACAUGAGCGAAGUAACGCAUCCCCUGCCAUUUUCCCUGAAUACCAACUCUGGGAAGACCACUGGAUUCGGUGCUCCAAGGAGUUGAACCAGUGGGAAGCCUUGACCGAGUAUGGCCAGUCCAAAGGCCACAUAAAUCCCUACCUCGUCCUGGAGUGUGCAUGGCGGGUGUCCAACUGGACUGCCAUGAAGGAGGCGCUGGUGCAGGUAGAAGUAAGUUGUCCCAAAGAGAUGGCAUGGAAGGUCAACAUGUACCGUGGGUACCUGGCCAUCUGCCACCCUGAGGAACAGCAGCUCAGCUUUAUCGAGCGCCUGGUGGAAAUGGCCAGCAGCCUGGCCAUCCGAGAGUGGCGGCGGCUGCCCCAUGUGGUGUCACACGUGCACACGCCCCUCCUGCAGGCAGCUCAGCAGAUCAUCGAGCUUCAAGAAGCGGCCCAAAUCAACGCAGGCUUGCAGCCCACAAACCUAGGGAGGAACAACAGCCUCCAUGACAUGAAGACGGUGGUGAAGACCUGGAGGAACCGGCUGCCCAUCGUGUCUGACGACCUGUCCCACUGGAGCAGCAUCUUCAUGUGGAGGCAGCACCAUUACCAGGGUAAACCGACCUGGUCCGGCAUGCAUUCAUCAUCUAUUGUAACUGCAUAUGAAAAUAGUUCGCAGCACGAUCCAAGUUCAAAUAAUGCUAUGCUUGGGGUUCAUGCCUCAGCUUCGGCUAUCAUUCAGUAUGGCAAAAUUGCUCGGAAACAAGGACUCGUCAAUGUAGCGCUGGAUAUCUUAAGUCGAAUUCAUACGAUCCCAACCGUGCCUAUCGUGGAUUGCUUCCAGAAGAUUCGGCAGCAAGUUAAAUGCUACCUUCAGCUGGCAGGAGUGAUGGGCAAGAAUGAGUGCAUGCAGGGGCUUGAAGUUAUUGAGUCUACAAAUCUAAAGUACUUCACAAAAGAGAUGACAGCUGAAUUUUAUGCACUGAAGGGAAUGUUUUUGGCUCAAAUCAACAAGUCCGAGGAAGCCAACAAAGCCUUUUCCGCCGCUGUGCAGAUGCAUGACGUGCUGGUGAAGGCCUGGGCCAUGUGGGGGGACUACCUGGAAAACAUCUUUGUGAAGGAGCGGCAGCUGCAUCUCGGGGUGUCUGCCAUCACCUGUUACCUACAUGCAUGCCGACAUCAGAAUGAGAGCAAAUCAAGGAAAUACUUGGCCAAGGUGCUGUGGCUGUUGAGUUUUGAUGAUGACAAGAACACAUUGGCAGAUGCUGUCGACAAGUACUGCAUUGGGGUGCCGCCCAUCCAGUGGCUGGCCUGGAUCCCGCAGCUGCUCACCUGCCUGGUGGGCUCCGAGGGCAAGCUGCUUCUCAACCUCAUCAGCCAGGUUGGACGAGUCUACCCCCAAGCUGUCUACUUUCCUAUCCGGACUCUCUACCUGACCUUGAAAAUAGAACAACGGGAGCGCUACAAGAGUGAUUCUGGACAGCAGCAGCCCAGUUCAGUGGGUAACCAGUCCCAUUCUGCAUCAGAUCCAGGGCCCAUAAGAGCCACGGCCCCCAUGUGGCGCUGCAGCCGAAUCAUGCACAUGCAGCGGGAGCUGCACCCCACCCUGCUGUCCUCCCUCGAAGGCAUCGUGGAUCAGAUGGUCUGGUUCCGAGAGAACUGGCACGAGGAGGUGCUCAGGCAGCUGCAGCAGGGCCUGGCCAAAUGCUACUCUGUCGCCUUUGAGAAAAGCGGAGCAGUGUCCGAUGCCAAAAUCACUCCUCACACCCUGAAUUUUGUCAAGAAGUUGGUGAGCACGUUUGGGGUGGGCCUGGAGAAUGUGUCCAACGUGUCCACCAUGUUCUCCAGUGCGGCCUCUGAGUCACUGGCCCGCCGCGCACAGGCCACAGCCCAGGACCCCGUCUUCCAGAAGCUGAAAAGCCAGUUCACGACAGAUUUUGACUUCAGUGUCCCAGGAUCCAUGAAGCUUCACAAUCUCAUUUCUAAGUUGAAAAAGUGGAUAAAAAUCUUGGAGGCGAAAACCAAGCAGCUGCCCAAGUUCUUCCUCAUCGAGGAGAAGUGCCGCUUCCUCAGCAACUUCUCCGCGCAGACAGCCGAGGUGGAGAUCCCGGGCGAGUUCCUCAUGCCCAAGCCCACGCACUACUAUAUCAAGAUUGCCCGGUUCAUGCCGCGGGUGGAGAUUGUGCAGAAGCACAACACGGCGGCACGCCGGCUGUACAUCCGUGGGCACAAUGGCAAGAUCUACCCGUACCUGGUGAUGAACGAUGCGUGCCUCACCGAGUCGCGGCGUGAGGAGCGUGUGCUGCAGCUGCUGCGCCUGCUCAACCCCUGCCUGGAGAAGCGGAAGGAGACCACCAAGAGACACCUGUUCUUCACAGUGCCGCGGGUGGUGGCCGUGUCCCCGCAGAUGCGCCUGGUGGAGGACAACCCCUCCUCGCUGUCCCUCGUGGAGAUCUACAAGCAGCGCUGUGCCAAGAAAGGCAUUGAGCACGACAACCCCAUUUCCCGCUACUACGACAGGCUGGCCACGGUGCAGGCCCGUGGGACCCAGGCCAGCCACCAGGUCCUGCGGGACAUCCUGAAGGAGGUGCAGGGCAACAUGGUACCCCGCAGCAUGCUGAAGGAGUGGGCGCUGCAUGCACUGCCCAACGCCACCGACUACUGGACCUUCCGGAAGAUGUUCACCAUUCAGCUGGCGCUCAUCGGCUUCGCGGAGUUUGUGCUGCACCUCAACCGCCUCAACCCCGAGAUGCUGCAGAUCGCACAGGACACAGGCAAGCUGAAUGUCGCCUACUUCCGGUUCGACAUCAAUGAUGCCACUGGGGACCUGGAUGCCAACCGGCCCGUCCCGUUCCGCCUCACCCCCAAUAUCUCCGAGUUCCUCACCACCAUCGGUGUGUCGGGCCCGCUCACUGCCUCCAUGAUCGCUGUGGCCCGCUGCUUCGCCCAGCCUAACUUCAAGGUGGACGGCAUUCUGAAGACCGUGCUCCGUGACGAGGUGAUUGCGUGGCACAAGAAAACGCAGGAGGACACGUCCUCGCCGCUGUCGGCCGCAGGGCAGCCCGAGAACAUGGACGGCCAGCAGCUGGUGUCGCUUGUGCAGAAGGCCGUCACCGCCAUCGUCACGCGCCUGCACAACCUGGCACAGUUUGAGGGCGGUGAGAGCAAGGUGAAUACGCUGGUGGCUGCGGCCAACAGCCUGGACAACCUGUGCCGCAUGGACCCCGCCUGGCACCCGUGGCUGUGACCCGCGCUCGCGCCCGCGCGUGGCUUUUUGAAAACCCGGGUUCUCGGCCUAGCCUAGGGCUCUAUUUACGGUGCUCCCUGCAGGGCCGGGCCUCUGACACACGAGCCCAUUUGCCCCCGCAGGUGAGGCGGGGGUGGGUGUGGCCCAGGGACUGCAGCACACGGCCGGCCGUGCGCUGAGCACCGCCCCCUACGUACGCCCCGCCUCCCUUACGUGCGCAUGCCCGCCCGCCCUCUGAGUCGGGCAGGGGAGGGGACGUGCGCUGCGCGGCCGCCCAUGCCCCAAGACCUCGCGAUCAGUGUGCCCGGACCGAUUCCCCUCCCAACCGAAGCGGAGCCGGGGAGCUUGCCCCGCUCCGCCCGCCUUUUAUAACCGGCUGUGAGCGCUCUGUCUGAAUUUGCACAGUGUGAUUUUUUUAGAAUAAAUAUUUUAUAAAAGGG
Molecule: messenger RNA, 12161 nt
Organism: Perognathus longimembris pacificus (Pacific pocket mouse)
Lineage: Eukaryota; Metazoa; Chordata; Mammalia; Rodentia; Heteromyidae
Gene: Trrap
Product: transformation/transcription domain associated protein
Exons: 72
Coding region: 136-11721 (3861 amino acids)
Biological process (GO): DNA repair; regulation of DNA-templated transcription
Cellular component (GO): nucleus; NuA4 histone acetyltransferase complex; SAGA complex
Molecular function (GO): protein binding; transcription coregulator activity
Source: RefSeq, a predicted model, not a curated record